Closterium sp. NIES-65 is the source of this 2235-nucleotide messenger RNA. The record is from the annotation of a GenBank genome assembly. NCBI's taxonomy places the organism in Eukaryota, Viridiplantae, Streptophyta, Zygnematophyceae, Desmidiales, Closteriaceae.
AUGGCUACCCCGAGUGUCCUUACCUUUGAUACUGAGCGUCGUGCUGUUGACUUCGAGGUCUGGGUCGAUGACCUGCAGCUUUUCCUACAGUGCGAUAGGGCAGACGGACUCUCCCUGUUUGAUCUCACCUCUGGUGCCUCUCUUGCCCCACCGGCUCAUGCUGACAGCACUUUUCGCUCACAGUGGGCCACGCGCGAGGCUGCUGCCCGUCUUGCUGUGCUUGCGCGCUACUCUUCCCCUGCCACUGCUGCCCUUAGCCACCUCAUGCUGCCGUACCUGUUUCCUGACCUCGCCACCUUUCCCACUGUCGCUGACCUCGUUACGCACCUUCGCACUAGUGACACCCGCUACCGCGCUGCGCUUCCUGCUGAGUUCUGCGCCAAGAACCCCCCCCCUAUGUACAUCACCCUCUACUACAUAGUCACCCGGCUCCCUGACUCCCUUCGCUUAGUCAGGGACCACUUCCUCUCAGUUUGCCCCACCACACUCACCGUUGACCUCCUCGAGGAGCGCCUCCUAGAAGCAGAGAAGAGCAUAGUCGCUGUAGGAGCCUCUCGUGGUGACCCUCGCACCCCCGUCUUUGAGGGGUGUUCCCCUUCCCCCCUCUUGCCCUCUGUUGCUUCUGCUGCUGCGGCCGACCUCGUUGGUUUCGAGUCGGUGGUGGUUAAGGCAGUGGAGGGGGUGGGGGUGGUGGUGGGAGUGGUGGCGGGGGUGGAGGUGUCGGUGGCAGCAGUGGAGGCGGAGGAGGCGGCGGCGGUGGCGGAGGGAGCGGAGGCGGCGGAGGUGGCGGAGGCGGCGGAGGUGGCGGAGGCGACGGAGGUGGCGGAGGAGGCGGCGGCAGCGGUGGAGCUGGUCGCGGCUCUGCGCAGAGGAGUGGGUCCGGUGGCGGUCCGCGCCAGCAGCAGCAGCGCAGUCGUGAGACCCUGUCCCCUCAGCAGCUUCGUGAGUGGUACGCUGCGCGUCAGCGCGUGCGGGGGCCCGCACUCCACCCAGCGCUGCUUCGGCCGCCUGACGUACGCGUGGCGUCACCAGUUCCCUGACGCCUCUGAGAUCCCUUGCUGGGGAGAGCUGUCUAGGGCGGGGGUUGCUAUCUUUGAUCUUGAUUAUGAUGCUAUUCUUGCUGCCAUGUCAGCUGUGUCUAAUAGUGUUGAGGGUGACUGUUACCUGUGUGUUCCGCCUGACCCGAGCAUUGAGGCUGCUGCUCUAGGUGUUGGUGAGGCUGCUGCUCUAGGUGCUAGUGCGUCUGCUGCCCCAGGUGCUGGUGAGUCUGCUCUCUCAGGUACUACGUCGGCUCAGGCCUUACACACCUUCACCCUUGACUCGGGUGCUUCCCGCUCCUUCUUUCGAGACCGCACCACGCUUACGCCGCUUAGUCGGCCGGUUGCAGUCUCCCUGGCGGACCCCUCUGGGGAUCCUAUCCUUGCUAGCUUCUCCACUGUCUUACCGUGCCCGGCAGCCCCCUCUGGCACCCUGUCAGGUCUCUACCUCCCCUCGUUCUCUACGAACUUGACUCUCCUUUGGCACCACCGCCUUGGUCACCCCUCCCUGCCUCGUCUCCGAGGCAUGGCCUCCCGUGUCCUUGUCUCUGGUCUCCCCCGGUCUCUCCCUCCCCUACCUCCGGGGCCUGCCCCUACCUGCGUCCCCUGCGUCGAGGGGCGACAGCGCGCCGCCCCUCACUCCUCCGAGUUUCCUCGGACAGAGGCUCCGCUGCAGACUCUUCACAUGGACGUGUGGGGCCCCGCCCGCGUCCGUGGCCAGGGGCACGAGCGUUACUUCCUGUUGGUGGUUGACCACAACUCGCGUUACACCACAGUCUUCCCCUUGCGCAGCAGGGGUGACGUCACUGAGUACGCAGCGCAUCAGCUCAACCUUCAGCCCCGGGUCUCCUUGCCAGAGACCUCCCCCACCUUGCGGUGGACGGGGAAGGUUGGCGAUGCGUCUGCGUUUCGGGUCUGGGGAUCUCAGGCGUUUGUCCGCGACUUGUCUGCGGACAAGCUGUCCCCCCGUGCUGUUCCCUGCGUCUUCCUUGGCUUCCCCCCUGACGCGCCUGGGUGGCAGUUUUACCACCCCACCUCGCGCCGUGUUCUGUCCUCCCAGGACGUCACCUUUGACGAGUCGGUGCCUUACUACCGUCUCUUCCCCUACCGCACUGCGCCCCUCCCCCCGCCGCCGCUCUUCCUUGCGCCAGGUCCUCCCCCGGUAAACCCCCUCCCCCCUCAUUUCUUUACACCUUAG